UCGCUGGUUUUUGAGCCAAAUUCUAAGUUUUGGAUGCAAGUUUGGCAAGAGUUGGGUCUUCUCAUCUUCGAGAGCUUCCAAGUUCUAUUCUCAAGACGUCUAAUAGCGUUCAAUCCAAGCUUCUUCGUGUCCAAGGUGCCGCCGACAACGGAUGAUACCUUCAGCUCGAGAUGGCUUCUGCACCCGCCGGCACCACUAAUUUGAUCACUCUAACAGCCUACGUGAUCUCCUCAACUGGAUCGCUCACGUUUCAUUGAUCAGAAAUGCCGUAAAGGCGCGGCAGCCUUAGAGGCUAGAGCUUAUAAACUCUAAGCCCAAACUCACCUUCUUCUUUCCCUGUUCCUCCAAUCAACCAUGGACUCAACCAGCAACAGUUCUGAGAAAAGGGAAGAUCACAAUACCCAUGCGUCAAGCACAGUACACAGCUACGACGUAGAUGUCGGCACCCAGCUGAUCGAUGAGACAGACAGCCCCCUCACUCCACAGGAGGCCUCUCGGCUCAGGGCCAAGAUUGAUUGGCAUAUUAUGCCAUUCAUGUGUAUCAUGUACUUAAUCACGUUCAUGGAUAAAACCACUCUGGGAGAGGCAGCGGUGCUGGGGAUAAUCGAUGAUGCACAUUUAACUACUAAUCAAUUUGACUGGCUUGGCACAAUAUUUUAUCUAAGCUACCUCGUUUUUCAAUACCCCCAGAACUUGGCAUUGCAGCGCUACCCUGUUGGAAAAUGGAUGAGCAUCAAUAUCUUCCUGUGGGCCGUGGUCCUACUAUGUCAUGCUGCUUGCAAAUCUUUCGGAGCAUUGUUCGCCUUGCGCUUCUUGCUGGGAAUGUGCGAAGGUGCCAUCACCCCCGGCUUUAUGAUUGUCACAUCAAUGUUCUUCACACAUGCUGAGCAAACGAGGCGUGUCGGUUAUUGGUUCUUGAUGAACGGUUUCGCUGUGAUCAUUCUGGGUUUCGUCAGCUAUGGCCUCCUACACACGCAUAUGACCACCUUCAUGCCCUGGCAAUGGCUCAUGAUUAUCACUGGUAUCAUUACAUUGAUCACCUCCGUGCUCUUCUGGUUUUUCUUCCCUGAUUCACCCGCCACCGCUUGGUUCUUAACUCCAGAAGAGAGAGUCGCGGCGAUUCGCAGAAUUCAAGUGAAUCAAAGUGGCGUAGAGAACAAGCAUUUCAAGACGGAACAGUUCCUCGAAACCAUCAAGGAUCCUAAGACGUGGUUAAUGGCAUUCUUUGCAGGGUCUGCAAACAUUGUGAAUUCUCUCACUAAUCAACGCCAGUUGAUUGUCGCACAAUUCGGUUUCAACGAUAUCCAGACAACUCUCCUUGGAUGUGUCGAUGGUGUGGUCGAAAUUCUUACCAUUUGGCUGGGAGUGGUUCUUGCUUCACAACCAUCCAUCGGCAGAUCAUAUGCUGGUGUGCUAAUGUACAUCCCCGCGAUACUCGGCGCGAUACUAGUUAGCACACUUCCGUUCUCCAACAAAAUAGGCUUACUAUUCUCGUACUGGAUUUCAAUCUUUGCGAUUGCGCCAUUCACUAUUUUCCUUGGUUGGGUUGGUUCAAUAACAUCUGGACAUACGAAACGGAUCACCACCAAUGCCAUCGUCCUGUGCUCAUACGCGAUUGGCAAUGCCGUUAGUCAGUUUAUGUGGAAGGCACAGUAUCAACCCAGGAAUCACGUUCCUUGGGCUGUGAUCGCAUCAUGCAAUUUUGCUGCUGGUAUCGCCCUGGUGGUCCUUCGUUUCAUGCUCGCCAGUGAUAACACGAAACGAGACCGUGAAACCCCCGAUGACAAGCACGGUGCGGUGUAUAUACUGGACGAAUCGGGCACGGAGAGGAGGGUGGACAAAGCCUUCCUCGAUCUCACAGACAAACAAAACCGCGAUUUCCGCUAUGUUCUAUAGGUGUUGCCCUCGUCACUCAUCUAAAGCGUAAUUUCCCGCCAAAAAAAUAUCUUCGGAUUUCCAGUUCUUUGUCCUCAGCUUGUGUCGAUGCCGUUUUGAUUUUCAUUGUUACAUCUUGUGCAUAAUUCUGUAUUAUUUGGUACU
This is a messenger RNA of Suillus clintonianus, 2040 nucleotides long. RefSeq names its product major facilitator superfamily domain-containing protein. The record is from RefSeq and is a predicted model, not a curated record. Gene Ontology annotation, biological process: transmembrane transport. Gene Ontology annotation, molecular function: transmembrane transporter activity. The transcript has 16 exons. Lineage: Eukaryota; Fungi; Basidiomycota; Agaricomycetes; Boletales; Suillaceae. Bases 355 to 1896 code for a protein of 513 amino acids. Gene Ontology annotation, cellular component: membrane.